Molecule: messenger RNA, 669 nt
Organism: Indicator indicator
Lineage: Eukaryota; Metazoa; Chordata; Aves; Piciformes; Indicatoridae
Product: noggin-2-like
Exons: 1
Coding region: 1-669 (222 amino acids)
Biological process (GO): negative regulation of BMP signaling pathway; negative regulation of cell differentiation; dorsal/ventral pattern formation
Source: RefSeq, a predicted model, not a curated record
AUGACGGCGAUCCGGGCGCUCCUGCUCUGCUCCUGCCUGGGGCUGCUGCUACGCCCGGGGGGCGGGCAGCCCUUCCUGCGCCUGCGACCCUCGCCCAGCGACAACCUGCCCGUCAAAGACAUCGUGGAACACCCGGACCCCGAGUACGACCCUAAGGAGCAGGACCUGGACGAGAGGACUCUGAGGAAGAAACUGGGCAGCCAUUUCGACCCCGGCUUCAUGGCCGUGGCUGUGCCGGGGCCGGCUAAUGCCUCGGGGACCGAGGCGGCGGUGGCGGCGGCGGCGGCAGCGGCAGCGGCGGGGCGGGGGCGGGCGGCGCUGCCUGCCGAGCUGCGGCGGCUGGAGCUGGGUCCGCCCCGGGGACCGCGCCUCAGGGUGGGCAAGAAGGCGCGGCGGAAGGUGCUGCAGUGGCUCUGGGCAUACACCUACUGUCCCGUCCUCUACACCUGGAAGGACCUGGGCAUCCGCUUCUGGCCCCGUUACAUCAAGGAGGGCAACUGCUUCGCCGAGAAGUCCUGCUCGCUGCCCGAGGGCAUGUUCUGCAAGCCCGUCAAGUCGGUCACCAAGACCUUCCUGCGCUGGCACUGCCAGGGCUGGUCCAGCCAGAAGUACUGUACCUGGAUCCCGGUGCAGUACCCGCUCAUCUCCGAGUGCAAGUGCUCCUGCUAG